This is a messenger RNA of Penicillium daleae, 1125 nucleotides long. RefSeq names its product putative integral membrane protein. NCBI's taxonomy places the organism in Eukaryota, Fungi, Ascomycota, Eurotiomycetes, Eurotiales, Aspergillaceae. The record is from RefSeq and is a predicted model, not a curated record. The transcript has 5 exons. The coding region runs from base 1 to 1125 and encodes 374 amino acids.
AUGCAGUUAUCCUCGAGUUCAGUACUACUUGACGCCAGGGAUGCAUCGAUUGACCGCAGUGUGCAGACUUGGAACUAUGCGUGCCAGUCGUUGUGCAUCAUCGGCAUGACCCUUUUCUUUGGCCUUCGAGUCUAUACGCGUUGUUUUAUUCUCAGUGGGUUUGGAAAAGAGGACUGGCUAUGUUCCGCAGCAUGGUUCCUUGGAGUCUGUUAUUCUAUUAUUGCCCUCAUCAUGGGACAUUACGGAGGAGGCUUACAUUAUUCUGAUGUCGCUCCCGAAGAUAGAAUCUCAUUCAAUAAGACGGUCUAUGUCACAAUGGUCAUGUACGGACCAACUGCCUACUUAACGAAGGUCCUGUUGCUCUGGAUUAUGGCUCGCGUUUUCAGCCCCUUCCGCAAAGCUGUCCUCGUCAUCUACGGCUUCAUGGCCCUUAUGCUAGCCUACUACAUCCCGGCCGUCAUCGUGAAAGUCCGAAUUUGCAAUCCCAUUUCCCUAUUUUGGGACGUCAAUGUUGAGGGAACAUGCCUGGACGAGACGUCCAUCAUCCUUGCCGACGCAGUCGUCAGUUGUGUUAGCGACUUCAUCAUUCUUCUUCUUCCUCUGCCGUUGACUAUGACUCUGCAGAUGUCAAAGAAGAAGAAGAUGAGAGUUAUAGCAAUUCUGGGUGCAGGCGGAUUGGCCGUCGCAGCCAGUAUCAUCCGAUUGGUGCUUAUUGUAUUGACGGGCCAAUCCAAGGACGCAACCCUGGCUUUCAUGAGAAUCAAUAUGCUUGGAAACGCCGAGAUCGCGAUAGGAGUGAUUUGCACCUGUCUACCGGCCCUUUCCGCCCUCCUCAAGCGAGUCUUCCACGAAUACUCCAGCGACAAGCAUACCCACGAAUCCGAAUACAAGCUUAGUUCGAUGAGAAAUCAGACUAAGACAGAACGGAGCAAAAUGCAGAUGACCGUACAAGAAGCUGAGUCUGACGAGGAUAUGCUAGUGUCCAAUGCACAGAGUAACCCGACGGAAACGACAAUAUACGGCGAUGCCGAGGAACGUGGGUUCGCACAUACUUCUACCGCUGGGGGCAUUGGAAUUACCAGAACGGUCAAUGUCUCCACAUCUGUUGAGCAGCGACUUCAAUAA